Messenger RNA from Chrysochloris asiatica (Cape golden mole), 933 nucleotides. It is a transcript of the gene DNAJB7, whose product is annotated as DnaJ (Hsp40) homolog, subfamily B, member 7. The transcript has a single exon. The coding region runs from base 1 to 933 and encodes 310 amino acids. Gene Ontology annotation, biological process: positive regulation of proteasomal ubiquitin-dependent protein catabolic process; protein refolding. NCBI's taxonomy places the organism in Eukaryota, Metazoa, Chordata, Mammalia, Afrosoricida, Chrysochloridae. Gene Ontology annotation, cellular component: endoplasmic reticulum membrane; cytosol. Gene Ontology annotation, molecular function: ATPase activator activity; Hsp70 protein binding. The record is from RefSeq and is a predicted model, not a curated record.
AUGGUGGAUUACUAUGAAGUUCUAGGAGUACACAGACAUGCUUCAUCUGAGGACAUUAAAAAGGCUUAUCACAAGGUGGCACUUCAAUGGCAUCCUGAUAAAAAUCUAGAAAAUAAAGAAGAAGCUGAGAGACGAUUUAAAGAAGUAGCUGCGGCAUAUGAAGUGUUAUCCAAUGAUGAAAAACGGGACAUUUAUGAUAAAUAUGGCAAAGACGGAUUAAAUGAUGGAAGUAGAAAUCACUUUGAUGAUCCUCAUGAGAAUGGCUUCAGAUUCCGUAAGCCUAAUGAUGUCUUUAAAGAGUUUUUUAGUCAAAGGGACCCAUUUUCAUUUGCCUACUUUGAAGACUCACUUAAGGACCUUAUAAAUAGCCCAAAACAUUCGUAUGGAGGCAGAAGUCGAGGUGCAGGAUCCCUCUUCUCUACCCUCAGUGAAUACCCAACUUUUGAGAGCAGCUUUUUUUCCUAUGAUAGAGACUAUACACCCGAUAGUUCACUGGGGCAUGAAGGCCUCACCUCAUUCUCUCCCAUGGCAUAUGAAGAUGAUAGGAUGGGCAACUACACAUCUGUCACAACUCCGAGAGAGAACUGCAGAAAUCUCCACACAAAGAGAGUAAUUGAGAAUGACCAAGAAAGAGAAGAAGUUGAAGAUGACGAGGAGCUGAAGUCCUUCCUGACAAAUGCUUCGGCAGAUGGCGAGAGCUUGGCAGAAGAAUGCAGUUGGGGAAGAGAGUCAUUCAGCAUCUAUUCAUCAAAUUCCUACAGUCCCAAAUAUGUACCUCAGUAUACUUUUAAGGGCAAUGAAGAGCAAGGUGUACCUUGGGUCACCAGUAGCUGGGAUCCUUCCAUUUUCUCAGCAGGAUUCAAAGAAGGUGGUAAGAGAAAAAAAAAGAAGCGUAAAGAGGUAAAAAAGAAGUCAACCAAAAGGAAAAGCUAA